GGGAAGGCUAAUGUGACUUUCGAACAAUGCAUUAUACAUACAAAGAGCUUUUUGAUGUCCUUCUUUCAAUUUGUUAGCUCGACAAAGAAGUGCAAGGUAGCAUGUCGCUCGCCAACAAAGGCCUGACUAAUCCCUUGUGUCCCUGAGAGAUUGAGACACUGUUUAUUGACACUGCAUUAUUGUCAAGGAAUUCUUUGAAAUGGAACAACCCUGCGUGCUGAUACCAUGCCGACGUACUGUUCUGUCAAUCCUUUCUACCAUUUGGCAACUACUUAUAAUAACUUCUAUACUCCAGGAAUGCUUCUGAGCAUAGUCAACCAUACGUCUGAUUUUUCACGCAAUAAAUAUACAGAAUUGCAGAACCAAUCCAAUCAUGUCAGCAACCAACACCCCCGAAGGGCAAAACGAACGCCUGGACACGACAGAGACAUUAGCCAAUGAAACUCCCAGCGGUUUCGCAAUCUAUCCAUGCAACUACUGUGCCAUGGUCUUGAAUCGAAUCACAACCCAGACACAGGUCCCUUCUCCGGGGACAUCCAAUCCAGAUUGCCCUCUGUGCUCGGGAGCUCUCCCUAGGAAUAUCAUCGUCAAGACCAGCGACUCGCCAUCUCAACUCACCAUUCCCACGAAUGAACUCAUCAAACUCUUUGAACAUCUCGUAGAGUUUGACCGCUGGGAUAUGGAUUUGGUCCUCGCGCUGCUCGAUGAUCCAUGUAUGUCAAAGGAUGAGGAAAAAUUUACGUUAAUGGUAAAAUGGGCUACGCUCGAGGCGGAAAGACCGAAAUCGAGUUCGGCGCUCCAGAUAUGUUCAUUGACCGACUUAUCAACUGCUACUUGCUGGGCGAGUACCUUCAAGCACCUCUUUUCUGCAACAUGGUCAUGUAUGAGAUCAUGGUGUGUUACCAAAUGUUUUUCAAGAAAGAGGAAGCCAUUCCAUUAUGGAACCUUCACCUCGCAUUCAGCGGCAUUCGUGAUAGCGGUCUGUAACGCUUUGUCUCUGACCUGAUGCUCAACAAGUUGUCUGAAAAAACGUUCAGGCUCGCUCUGGACCGUGGAUAUCUCGAUGAGAUCAUGGCACUUCAAUCAAUCACUGCUUCAGCUUUCAGGGACGAAGUGGACCCCCGUUUCAAACCUCCAUGGUUUCGUGCCGAAUGUACCUAUCACGACCAUCCAGCGGGGAUGUUCGAAUCAGCCUGUGAGGACCCUUGCACGGCAGAAGGCUUAUUGGCUUUGCACCAAAUGAGGCUAAAAUGGGAUAAGACA
Messenger RNA from Cadophora gregata, 1263 nucleotides. RefSeq lists its product as uncharacterized. The record is from RefSeq and is a predicted model, not a curated record. Lineage: Eukaryota; Fungi; Ascomycota; Leotiomycetes; Helotiales; Ploettnerulaceae. The coding region runs from base 374 to 1006 and encodes 210 amino acids. The transcript has 3 exons.